This is a messenger RNA of Fusarium sp. VM40, 1596 nucleotides long. Lineage: Eukaryota; Fungi; Ascomycota; Sordariomycetes; Hypocreales; Nectriaceae. The record is from the annotation of a GenBank genome assembly.
AUGACCCGGCCUGACGUUGAAAAUACCGGAGCCGGAGCCGGAGAUACAAGCCGGGAUUCGUCGGUUGACGUUGAGAAGCUUGGUCGUCAACGACCAGAAGUAUUCAAGUCGAUAUGGGCCGAGUUAGGAUUCGGUUUCUCGGUGUUUUGCUCUAUGCUCCUGGCAGAAUUCUUUGUUAGUGGAUUUCAUGUCAUCCUUCCACCACUUGCUCAAGAUCUUGAAAUCCCAGCAGCUUCACAAACAUGGCCAUCAAGUGUAUUCUCUCUUGUCACAGGAGCCAUGCUCCUCCCGAUGGGUCGACUGGGAGACAUGUACGGUGGCUAUAUAGUCUUCAAUGGCGGACUGUUAUGGUUCUUGCUCUGGGCUCUCAUUGCAGGUUUCAGCAAGAACUAUAUGAUGCUUAUCUUCUGUCGAGCUCUCCAAGGUCUUGGUCCUGCUGCAUACCUCCCUGGAGGUGUUAUGUUAAUGGGUAAGAUCUACCGCCCUGGACCUCGCAAGAACCUCAUAUUCUCGAUGUAUGGAGCCUUUGCUCCACUGGGCUUCUUCUUCGGCAUCUUAGUUGGAGGUCUGGCUGCCGAAUUUCUCACCUGGCGCUGGUAUUUCUGGAUUGGCACUAUCAUCUUUGCUCUGGUAUCAGGGGUCUCACUUCUCGCCGUCCCCUUCGACUACCAUGACAGAAAAGUUGACUUACCUAUGGACUGGUGGGGUGUUGGCACUAUUGUGCCAGGCCUUCUCCUCAUCGUGUAUUCCCUUACGGACAGUUCGCAUGCUCCCAACGGCUGGGCGACACCUUAUAUCAUCGUGACGCUGAUCCUCGGUAUCCUCUUCCUCGUUGCUGCAUGGUAUGUUGAGAAGCACAAGGCUCAAGUUCCUCUACUGCCAGCCGACCUGUUUGCGCCAAAGGGUAUGAAGCGCUUCUUGGCUGUCCUUUUCAUGGCGUUCGGUACCUUUGGACUUUUCCUCUUCUAUUCGAGCUUUUACAUGGAGCUGGUACUGCACAGAUCGCCACUCAUUACGGCUGUCUGGUAUAUACCGAUGUGUGUUGGUGGCCUCAUCAUUGGCACCGUUGGAGGUUUCGUGCUGCAUUUGCUUCCAGGCAGGAUGUUGCUUUUCAUUUCCUCUUUGGCCAAUGCAAUGUGCAUGCUCCUGUUCGCUCUCAUGCCAGAGGAUCCCAACUAUUGGGCCUGGGUCUUCCCAUCCAUGGUCUGCUGCACUUUAGGCAUUGAUAUCACCUUUACAGUCAGCAAUAUCUUCCUUACGACAAACAUGCCAAGUCACAGACAAGGACUCGCAGGUGCUUUGAUCAACAGCGUUCUGUUCCUGGGAAUCAGUUUCUUCCUCGGUAUUGCCGAUAUUGCAGUUGCUGAGACCUCGGACCUAGGGCUUCGAAAGAGCUAUAAGGUGGCCUUUUGGCUGGCAUUCGGCGUGGCUUCGGUCCCCUUGCUAUUCAUCCCUUUUAUCAGUAUCGGGUCUGCUAAGAGCGACCUCACGAUUGAGGAGCGUCAAAGAUUGGAAAAUCCACAGCAAUCAAUGCCAAAGUUGGAGGCGGAGCAAGAAACAGGGCCACAUCCGCAAGAGCCGAAGGCCUUGUCAUAA